This is a messenger RNA of Octopus sinensis (East Asian common octopus), 3340 nucleotides long. Its product is annotated as protein SFI1 homolog. The record is from RefSeq and is a predicted model, not a curated record. The transcript has 21 exons. The coding region runs from base 216 to 3182 and encodes 988 amino acids. Lineage: Eukaryota; Metazoa; Mollusca; Cephalopoda; Octopoda; Octopodidae.
GCCAUUAAACACUGGAAAGAACUUCACCACCAGAUGGCGUUGGAGAAAUUCGCAAAUCACUUUAAAUCUGUACAGAAGAAUCUACAACUGAGAGCAGUUUCAAGAGAUGGACAUCGACGCUUCAGAAGGUUUAUGAAGAGAAAGAGGAAGCGAAACAAGCGGAAAAGGUGCUGCAGGAGAGACUGGUCCAUUUUAUUUUCCACCAGUGGUACAGGAUGAGUUUGAACUCACAAACCUCAAAACCUCUGCUGUUACGUUACCACAACAAACUACUAGCCAGAGUUACCAAAUCUUGGCACCAACUGAUUAUUCGGAAGCACCAAUGCUCGGACAAUUCCCUGUUAGUCUACAGAGCUCAACUGUCGAAAUAUUUCACCAGGUGGCGGCGGCUGCACGUGGUGUACGACUGCGAGAGAUGCAUCAAGGGACGGAAGAACAGACUCGCCCUACAGCAAUGUCUUUCUGGGUGGAAACACGUCAUCAGCAGAAGACAGUUGGCAUCGCAUUUCCAUCGGAAGUCUCUCUUGCGGAGAUUCAUCGUUUGGCGGAGAAGAGCUCAGCAGAGAAUACGGAAGAAGGUUCUGCUGGAGGCUGAAAUGAGACGCAAUGUGUUACACCAAAAAGCAUUCUUUGACCAAUGGAGGUGGAACGUAAAGAGAUGGAAAAGUGCCAGAAGCGAGGCACUAAUUAACAUGGAGAAGUUGAUUAAGAAAAACCUGAUGACUGGUGCCUUUGACACCUGGAGGAGAGCUUUGUCUAAUUUAUUAUUGGCCAGAGAUUACAAUAGCUGCCACCAGAUGGCAUUGGUGAGACAGAUCUUAACGGAGUGGCACAGUUAUACAGAGAAGGUCUUAACCAAAGCCGUCAUUCGCUUGCAGAUGUCUCUACAGAUGGAUCCCUGGUUAUGUGGCGGCACCGAUUUGCAGUUGUUGGACAGUUCAGACUAUGAGAGCCAAGAUGGUUUGGAAGCUCUGGAAGAAGGACAGGCUGAACAACUGGAGGAUGGUGCCAGUCCAAGGACUUUCGUGAAGUACAACUCAUCGAAUUCCUUGCAGCUGGAGACUGGUUCAGAACAAGUAAUCUGUGACUUGGACUCUGCCACAAGAAAACAGCAAUUGAUGAGAAAGUUGAUAACCAUUCUCAAGAACUGGCCGCAAAGCGCCGUCUUGCUUCAAUGGAGACAAUACACAGAGAUAAGUCAAUAUAGAAGACUACAGGUGGAACUGAUGAAAGAACAACAGCGUCUGCAAAUUACCUCAGCACAUUUCAAACUUUGGUGCCACCAACACAGAUUGGCAAAACUUGCUCAAAGACACAGAGACAUGAAAUUAAAAUCUGAAAUCUUCUCAAAAUGGAAACUGUAUCAGAAACAAAGAAAAUCCAAGUCUCUCUUACUUGCCAGAGCUUCCAGUUUCUACUUCAACCAUUUCCCAAGUCAAAUAUUUUCUCUUUGGUUAGCAAAAACCAAGAAGAAACGCUACUGGAACAAUGUGGCUGCCAUGCUGGAGCACUACACACUCCGAGAGAAACAACUUCAGCCAAUCGAACAACAGCUCACAGAUACGGUGAAUAAGAAGUCUCUUGGGAUUGUCAUGAAAACUUGGCAGCAAUCGUUUAUCGUCAACAAGCACUAUAAACAGUUCUACAGGAACCAAUUGAUGUCCAGAUACCUGCAUCAAUGGAGGGAAUGGUGCAAGAAUCGCCAGGAUAUGAAGCAAAGAUGUGAUAAGUUUAAGAAAAGGAGAAUCCAGACACUGGCAAUUCGAACAUGGAUCCACUUGACAAAACAAAGAAUGGUCAUCGAAGAUAAGAACCACUGUAGAAUGCAUCGAUUGAUGGUUCUGGUGAUUGGGAGCUGGCACCAAUGGGCAGACGCAAGCCACCAACAGAAAAUAGCUGCAAGUCAUUUGAAGAAGAGCCAUGACUAUUUGAUGCAAAGAGAAGUUUUUACCGCCAUAAAAGAAGAGUUCCAAAAAAGCAAAAAGGCAUCUCGUUGUUACCAGCGCCAUCUUCUGGAAAAAGCCACAAAAUAUUGGCACGGACAGAGCAGAAGGCAAGUGGAUCUGAAGAACAGAGCUUACCAACUCAUCUCUCAUCACAAGCUCUAUACAGUAUCCAGAAUAUUCUUUGUGUGGAAUCAGAGAUUUGUAAAGAGAUGUGAAGACAGGAAUAAUUACAUGGAAUUAGUUGAAAGGAAGGUGGUGGAGAUUGCAAGAUAUUGGCGGCGAAAAUCUCAAAGGACACGUGGCGAGACGUUGAAGUCCGUCUUAUUGAAAAGGAAGGUGAGAAGCUGUUUUGCUCAGUGGAAGAAGCAUUUUGCGGCAUUAGAAGAACUCCAGCAGCAGCUGUGGAUUUUUGCAUCGUGGAAGAAUCGGAGAAUACAGUUUACCAUUCUGAAUCAGUGGAAGACUGCUCUGCUAAACAACACAGCCGACAGAACUUAUCAGAACAACUGGACUGCCAAAAUAUUUAAUGCCUGGAAAAAAUGGAAUAAAGAUUCACUGCUACGGAGAAGAAAUUUGAAUGAUUUUGAAGCUGUACGACAGAGAAGACAGAUGAAAGCAUCGUUCAGUUAUUGGAAGACAUCUUGGAGAAAUUCUCAGAUAAGUAGAAAAUGGUUCUGCCAACAUUUGAAAUUGAGGUCGUUUGAAGUCUGGUGGUUGUACGUCAGCCACAGAAACCAACUCAGAGUCCAACUAAACAAACUUACAUGUUCAGUGAAAAGAAGAUAUUUGUAUACCAGUUAUAUAAGGUGGAAAGACAAGACUGUAAGUCGUACGGCUGAACGGACCCAAAGACAGCGCCAUGCCGACAUGGCCAAAUUUCACUUUACACGACGACUUUGUCUUCAAGUAUUCCACGUCUGGCACAAUGAAAUCCUUGUGUCGCAGAAUAUAGCCAGACGCCGGUUCAGGCUCAGUUAUAAAUAUUGCCAACGAUGGAAAUACCGAGUGGAUUUGAUUUCUACAGCAAUAUUCUGGAAUGAAAAGCAAAUUUAUAAAAGAAUAUGGGUCAAUUGGCGCCAUACUUACCUCAGAGAGAUCUGCUCAAUGAAAAUUGUUCAAGAAUUUACAAAACAGCGUCAAAUUCAAAUCUUCCAUGCAUGGCAUCAACUCUGUGUUUGCAAGAACAGACGCUACGAUAGUUUCUCUUCUAGCAUCCUGCAACAGUUGAGUCAUUAAUUCUUUGCCAAGACUGCCAACACACCGAAAUUCUUCAGCUGCUGCCAAAGGCCGCUCUUGGACUUAGGCCCUUUUGCUUCUUUCCUGGCUGUGAUUUCCAGAUUGCUACACAGUUUUUGAGGUAUAUUUGUUACUUCUCUUUUGUUAAUUAAAUAACU